Aspergillus wentii DTO 134E9 is the source of this 831-nucleotide messenger RNA. Its product is annotated as DUF3632 domain-containing protein. The record is from RefSeq and is a predicted model, not a curated record. Bases 1 to 831 code for a protein of 276 amino acids. The transcript has a single exon. NCBI's taxonomy places the organism in Eukaryota, Fungi, Ascomycota, Eurotiomycetes, Eurotiales, Aspergillaceae.
AUGGUACCCCUCUCCUGGUUUGAGGCAGUCAGCUUACCAGAAAACGAGGACUGUCACCCAGACGAAGCACAGGCCUUGAAGGAGUACUACCAAGGCAAGACCACCGCCCAUGAGGCCGCAUACGCCAUCACCCGCCCACUAGCCAACUCUUCCUCCGACGAUCUUGGUUUCGACAGGAACGGACUUUGGAGUGUGUUGAUAACCGCAAUAACAGAAUGGCCGCGGUCUGAAGCCCCAGGACUUCUCCAGCUCCUCAAAGCCAUCCAGCAGGCUCCGGAGCCUAAUAUACGAGAAGAAGCUAAACAUUCGGUGGAGGAUGGCCCAUUCUGGGAUGAACUGCCGGGGUUCGGACACAUGUGGGCUGACCAGUUUCAGCGGGAAGAAUGGAGAGAUGCGAUUGAUGGCAGACCGGGUGAUGAUGAUGUGCGCAGGGAGAUGCACGACAAAUACAUAUUUAUAGCAAGCCUUGAGGCGACAUUCUACGAUCAGCGGAUAGCGGGAAUUCGCCUGGAUUGGGGGUAUGAGUGCAUCACGGAUGCGUUGGAACGGAGUAACGCUGUUCGUGAUAUCCAAAUUCCCAUGGCGGCAGAGUGGCUCAAGUUAUUGCCGAGACGGUUCUACGAGGGCGCAUUGAAGCGAGAAGAGGACUGGCCUUUGAGGAGAGACUAUCUAGAUCUGUGGAAAGGUGGAGAUAUCAUGACAGUGGAGCGAUGGCAGUGGUGGAAGAGUCGUUUGGAGGCGUAUGUCACAGAGGGACUCAUGGGAGCAGAUUCAGUUCGGGCAAGUCUCGAAGCCAUGAAUGCUGUGGAGGAGGAACAACAACUAGAUUAG